Molecule: messenger RNA, 1144 nt
Organism: Morone saxatilis (striped sea-bass)
Lineage: Eukaryota; Metazoa; Chordata; Actinopteri; Moronidae
Product: plexin-B1-like
Biological process (GO): regulation of GTPase activity; negative regulation of cell migration; regulation of cell shape
Cellular component (GO): semaphorin receptor complex
Molecular function (GO): semaphorin receptor activity; protein binding
Source: RefSeq, a predicted model, not a curated record
AAGAGGAGCUGCCAUGUUGGCCUCCUCCAUUCCCCCAUCACUCCUCUUCCUCCUGCUCUUGCCCCCUCCUUCUUACCCAGCUGAUGUCAUUGCGACCUCUGACCCCUCUGUGCAAUGGGUGGAGCUACACGGCGCCCCCCUGUCUCACCUUGUGCUGUACCCGGGGCUGGGCCACCUGUAUGUGGGUGGGGUUGACCAUCUGUACCAGCUGACCUCUGACCUGGAAGUGACGUCACAUGUCAAGACCGGCCCUCACCUGGACUCCCCAGACUGCCUCCCCCCGAUCGUGCCACAGGACUGCCCCUCGGCCACGCCCACUCACAACCACAACAAACUGCUGCUGCUGGAGGCGGGGCAGGGGGUGGAGCCAGUGAGUCUGAUUGUCUGUGGGUCACUCUACCAGGGCAUCUGUGACAAGAGGAGUUUGACAAACAUCUCUCAGCUCAUCUAUCAGACCUCCAACCCCGUCGACACUCAGUAUGUCGCCGCCAACGACCCUCGAGUCUCCACUGUCGCCGUGGUGAUAACCACAGAGAACAAACAGGAAGUGGGCGGGGCUGGUGGCAUCAUGCGAUUGAUGUUAGUUGGUCGAGGCUACACCAGUAAAGGCCCUGGUGAUAUCCCACCAAUCACAACGCGGCGUCUGUUCCCGGUGGUCCCGCCUCGCCAGGCGUUCUCUCAGGAGGAGGAGCUGGGGAAACUCGUUGUAGGAAGUUACUCUGAGUACAACAACCACUUUGUGAAGGCUGUCACCCAUGGCAACCACGUCUACUUCCUGUUCUCGCGGCGGCACAAGAAGGAGUACCAGACCUAUGCUUCCCGGCUCUGCACCUCUGACCGCAGCUUCUACUCGUACGUGGAGGUGCCGCUGAAGUGCAACGGUGGGUACAACCUGGCUCAGGGAGCGUGGUUAGGAAACCACUCAGAUAAACCUGCACUGUUCAUCAUCAUGGCGGCAGGACAAGCUUCCACACCUGUACCGACUGAUCGCUCAGCGCUUUGUGUUUAUGGGAUGGCAGACCUUGACGACAAGCUGCAGAGAGCGCAGGAAACGUGUUAUACAAAUGGAGGAAUAGGCCCCAGUCGAAAGGAAGAGGCAUACAUUGAAUACGCUGUGUCAUCAAAAUGUCUGACAUUACCAAAG